This is a messenger RNA of Diutina rugosa, 3138 nucleotides long. RefSeq lists its product as uncharacterized. The transcript has a single exon. Gene Ontology annotation, molecular function: mRNA binding. The coding region runs from base 1 to 3138 and encodes 1045 amino acids. Gene Ontology annotation, cellular component: cytoplasmic stress granule. The record is from RefSeq and is a predicted model, not a curated record. Lineage: Eukaryota; Fungi; Ascomycota; Pichiomycetes; Serinales; Debaryomycetaceae.
AUGUACCCUUACUACCCUGCCGAAGACCCGUUGGUGUUGGUGCCCGGGUGGGUGGCGAGACCGCCCCGGGCGCCGGGAGCCCGCCACGAGCGCCGCCAGCGCCCGCCGCCGGCGCCGGCGCCCCACCACCACAGCUACAAUAACAGCUACAACGGCAGCUACAACUAUGGGGGCUACAGCAACCCCCAGCUACCGACGCUUCUGAGGGCCCUGGUGGCUUCUACUACUGACAACAUCCCCCAGCCGAGCCGCACCGUCCACAUCCGCAACAUCAGCCCCCUGGUGACGUUGCUGGAGGUGUUGGACACCAUCGAGGCCGGGCCCAUCGAGUACACCAAGAUGUACACGCGCAACACCGACGCCGGGAUCGUCCAGACGUGCGUGGUGCUGUUUGUCAACCUGGAGGUGUGCCAGCAGUUCCACCGCCGCUACACCAAGCUGAUCAGCAACAUGCAGCGGCUUAAAUUGCGGCUAGACCACCUGGACCUGCUCCAGAUCGUCGUCAACGACCCCAGCGCCGAUACACCGGGGCAGGACUUGAUCAAGCUUAAAACGCUCAACUACAUUCUCGAUCACGGCGCUACGCGUGCAGUAACCCUCGCGUUUACUCUUGACGAUAUCCCCGCCGACCUCGUGUUCUCCCACGAGCAAGAGGCCCAGCAGCUGCGCGCCGAGUGCGCCCACUCGUUCAUCCACCACCAGUGCACUAAGCUCGGCGAUGUCGAGCGGUUUGACGUCAGUCUCGAUGCUUCCGGAGCCAGCGGCAGUGCCACCGUCCACUUCACCCUGAUUGACCUGGCGAUCAAGACGUUAGAGUUCUACACUAAACGUGUCGCCAACGACCUCCAGCGGUCGCAAUCGGGGAUCCCACGCAAGCUGAAGUUUCGCUACGACAUCAAGUUUACCCUGGUCCAGUUUGCCAAAGACCGCUGCGACCACCGCUCGACCCCUCCAGGCUCUCCUGAGCCCGUGGCUGCUGCUACUAUCACCGUGGAAGCAGCCGAGGCUGAAGCUGACGCUGAUGCCAACGGCGUCGAUGACACUAGCGCCAGCGGCGACGACAGCCGGCUGCCGAUGCUUACCGUGAACGGCGACUACCCUACUGUGGUACUGCCGCUGCUGCUGGCCGGCCGUUUAUCGCCGCCCAUCGGUAACCUGCCUACUCGCUCAGCGCUGCUGCUGGUCCUCGGGAUGGGGGCGCUGCUGAGCGUGACACUGGCACCGCGUCCCUACCCUUACCACCGCCACUCGCGGGAACUGCUGCCGGUACCUCCCAUUGCGCUCUACCCACACACUCCCCAGCUGCCCUAUGAUCCACAGCUAGCAAUCUUACCGCCUGCGCCUUACGCUCCCAGCGCCGACGUGCUCAACAAAGGUAACCGUCUGAUCUACUUGGGCAACCUCCACCCACACACCACCAUUGAAGAAAUCGCCAACAAUGUGAGAGCUGGCGGCAUCGUCGAGCUGAUACGAUACCACCCGGAGAAGAAGGUGUGUUUCAUCACGUUUGUCGACGAGAACAUCGCCUACCAGUUCUACCUCACCCACCAGUUGCACCACCAGUUGAUCAUCAAAGGGGUCGAUGUGACCGUGGGUUGGGCUAAAGUGCAUUCUGGUCCCUUACUACCUGAAGUGGCGACAGCGGUGGAAGCAGGAGCCCUGCGCAAUGUCUACAUUGGCAUCAGACGCCAGGCGACGCUGCCGGCGCCGAAAUUGCCGCUGGAAGAAGUGCUCCGCCACGACUUCUCGUGCUUCGGCGACGUCGAGCAAAUCAACUUCUUUAACAACCGCGACUGUGGCUUCGUCAACUUCCUCAACCUCGCUGAUGCGGUGAGAGUGGUGCUGAUAUUCGAGUUGCCGAAGCAGGAAUGUCUCGACCACUUGGCUAAAGUGUUUAAGCACGAGGCUCAACAAGUGUACGACCGCUACCACCGGCUCAAGAUCAGUUUCGGCAAAGACCGGUGCGGCAACCCGCCCAAAUUCCUGUUUAAGAAGAAGGUGGGCGGUGCCCCGGGGCUGACAUAUCAGUUGUACCAGGACCAGCUCCAUAACCAGGUGGAACAGCGCAAGCGCCAAGAACAGGCGAAGCGCCAGGAGGCGAUGCGGGCGAUGAUGGUGUUGCUGGAAAAGCGUCAGAAGCAGGCGAAGCGUAAGCAGCGCAAUCCCAAGGCUACCAACGCUGAAACUAGCAACAACGGCACCGCCGCCGCUGAUGCUACUGCUACCGAAUCAGUCCCUGAAUUACCGGUUCAAAGGUCGCCUAAGUCGCCGUUGGCGCCGCUGGAAACCAGUACCAGCGCUGACGAUAUUAUCGAAGACGAGUGCACUGAAGACGACCUGGUGGUCAAAGCUGGCGAAGCUGACAUUAACGACGCCACUGCUUUAGCUCCUUCGGUGCUGGUGACGGCCCUGCCCACUCUCAGCCCAUUGAAGGCCGGCGAGGCCGAUAUGGUGCUGGAGCUGGAUGACGACGACGUGCUGAUCAUCAUCGACCUGGACGAAAACCCGCAGGUAGCGACUAAGCCGCCGCGCCAACGGCGCCAGGCACCCUGUGCUCAGGGGCGCAAAAAGACUGGUAACCGGCCACAACAACAGCGCCCUCAACACCAACACCACGACUCGCGGCGCCAGUUGCUGCGCAACUCGCUGCUGGCGCUGUUGCUGUACUACCAGGCUCCGCCGUUCGUCCCGCAACAACUGCCAGGCUACUACUACCCGCAGGCGGGGGCACCGCGGGCGCUGCGGUCGCCGCUGUAUAAUGGUUACUACCACCAAGCGCCGCUGCCUCCCUACCCGCAAAUGAGCCCUCAAGGUCAACACUACUACACGCUAGCGCUGCCUCUGGUGUACAUGCUGUCGGCUCCCGUGCCUCACCACGGAGGCAACAACCGCCACUAUAAGCAGCAGCAGCAGAUGAUGGCUCACUAUCUUGCUAAACAGGCCGCGGCGCUGCCUCACCCAGGCCACCUGCCCUACGGGUACCCAGUGCCUGGCGAAGUUGGUGGUGGCGACUACUUUGGCGACUACGAGUACGGCUACAAGUACGGAGGACAUCAAGGUGCGCCGCCCGCGUCCUACCCGGCGCCUUACUACUACGGUGGAGGCAACCGCCGCGAAACUGCUCGCUACAGAAGAUAA